Messenger RNA from Xenia sp. Carnegie-2017, 3470 nucleotides. Its product is annotated as SEC14-like protein 1. Bases 171 to 2231 code for a protein of 686 amino acids. Gene Ontology annotation, cellular component: cytoplasm. The record is from RefSeq and is a predicted model, not a curated record. The transcript has 19 exons. Lineage: Eukaryota; Metazoa; Cnidaria; Anthozoa; Malacalcyonacea; Xeniidae.
AUUAAAGUAUCAAACAAAUACGUUGAACUUGUGCAGUCAAAGUCUAUUAAGACAAUUAUAGUUUGUCAUUAUCACAGCCUGUAGUGGGCUUCUUGUUUUCAAAUUGCACGUAGGCUUCAUUGUGCACUUUGAAAGCUUCUGGUUCGCAUUGGCAGGAGGAAAUCGCGAAAAUGGUGCAGGAGUAUCAGUCACCGGUUCGAGUUUACAAGUACCCGUUUGAACUUGUUAUGGCGGCUUACCAGAAGCGUUUUCCAACUUGCAAAAUGAUACCGAUUUUUCUCGGUAGUGAAAUUAUUUCUGAAAGUACGAGCGAGGAUGGUGCCGAACAUAUUAUAGAGAGAAGAUGUAGGAUCAACGUGGAGGCACCGUAUCUUUUGAAGAAGAUUAUUGGUGUGGAUAAUGUCUUCUUCAUUCAAAAAAACACUACCAAUUGGCGUAAGAGGACACUUACAAUCAACGCAUACAACGAAAGCUUCUCAUCUCGUGUCAUUAUCAAAGAAAACUGCUAUUAUUCUGUACAUCCCGAAAACCCAGAAUGGACAUGCUAUGAGCAAGAGGCAAGCUUGGAUGUGAAAGCAUUUUUUAACUUUGAAGCAGCUGUUGAGAAACUGAUGAUAAAGAUUUACUUGUCUAACAUUAAAAAGGGUAAAGAAAUAAUCCAAUAUUAUAUUGACGAAUUGAUCAGUGAAGGAGUAAAAGAUUUACCACGGUUUGAAGAUUCUCAGGGAAAACCUCGGACAAAAAGUUUGAAUGAACCAAUAGCAAAAGAGGAAUCCAUAAAGAUUGUGAAAUCAUCCAAUCCUAAAGAAAAUGAAGUUUCUGUACAGGAAGGAGCCGUAUCUUCUUAUACUGAGUAUAAAAUUGAUGAUGAAUACAUACAUCGUUAUCUUGGUGCUUUAACACCAACUGAAGAAAAUGCAUUGAUCCAGCUUAGGAAACGUAUCAGCUUAACUCAUCUGGGAAAGAUCCCGAACGACUCAAACCUAUUGCGCUUUCUUAGAGCAAGAGAUAUGAACAUUGACAAGGCGUACGAGAUGCUAUGUUUGUCAUUAGCAUGGCGAAGACAUCAUGACGUGGACAAGAUUUUGACCGAAUGGCGUGCACCUGAGUCUGCGUUGGAAUAUUAUUCUGGUGGAUGGCAUCAUUACGAUAAAGAAGGAAGACCGUUGUAUAUUCUUCGUCUUGGCUGUAUGGAUGUGAAGGGUCUUCUUAAAACUGUUGGUGAAGAUGGUUUCUUGAAAUAUGUAUUAUCAAUCAACGAGCAAGCCAUGGCAAUGUUUGAUGAGGUAACACAAGCAAAGGGAGCGCCGAUAAGCUCCUUCACUUGUAUUUGUGAUCUUGAAGGAUUAUGCUUGCGUCACCUAUGGAGACCAGGUGUGAAAGCUUUGUUAAGAGUUAUUGAAGUGGUAGAAGCAAAUUACCCAGAACUCAUGGGGCGCUUGCUUAUUGUUCGAGCUCCAAGAAUAUUCGGGGUUUUGUGGACUCUUGUCAGUUCUUUCAUACACGAAAAUACGAGAAAGAAAUUUCUUAUUUAUAGUGGAAACGAUUAUCAGGCUCCCGGUGGCCUUACUGAUUACAUCCCUGAGGAAUAUAUACCAAAAUUUUUAGGCGGACCAUGUGAGUGUGAUAUAGGAGAAGGUGGACUUGUACCUAAAAGUUUAUAUCGUUCAGUGGAAUUCGUAGAACGAGACGGUCUUGGUCAAGAGAUCUACCACUCCUCAAUUGUUAACAAAGGAUCACCUCUUGAGACCGUUAUCACCGUCAAGGAACCUGAAUCUGUUAUUACCUGGGACUUUGACGUCAUCCAGAGUGACGUCUUAUUUACAGUAUUUCGUCACAAACGACCAAAGGAAGCCUGUAGUGGUAGUUUGACGAGUCUUGGGGAAACCCCUUCCUGUGGAGUCAUAGCUAACGUGGAUGCUGUUGUUGUAGAGAGACCAAAGAUUUGUCAUGAUGGCGAUUCUAUACAGGGUACUCACGUAUGUACUCAAGCUGGAGUUUACGUCUUACAAUGGAAGUCCAUUCCGCUUUCGGCAUCUCUCAGUUCCAGACCCCCAAGCAAGGCGAAGAUAUUGUAUUUUUAUGAAGUAUUGCUUGGUAAACAUUUCAAAGGCUCGCUGUCUAGUAUUGAGUCGUCACAUAGUGGCUUUUCACAGCUUAGUCUUACGACACAGGGUAGUCACACCACUGCAUCCAGUGCGAACUCUGGCAAGUCAAAAGUCUCCAGAUGACAUAAACUAAAUUAUAUGAAUAAUGAUAUUUAGAGAAUGAAAGAAAUUAUGAAUUAUUUGUAACGAUACGUCAGAAUGCCAGCUAUUUCAAAACUCGUUCGACCGUGAAAUCGUUUCCUGGAAAGACUUCGCUGACAUAAAUGCAUCCAGCACUUAUUGAUCACAUGAUCACCGAAGUUGAUUAUAAAUAAAAAUCUUUAUAGGUUCAUCUGCUUUAGAAGAAGUGAACUCAACACCUAAAUGGAUAUUUAAGACGUUUUCACUGACUCUCGUGACAAUGUUAUAGAAUGUUGUUAUGACAGCUCUUCAUUACUUGACCCGUACAGUAGCAGCGUGGUCGGCCCGCUUAUUUAGUCUUGCUUUGCAAAUUUGUCGUUGCUCACUUCGUGUUGGGAAUUUGCUAAGCAGAGUAAUAAUUUGCCGGCUGAUUGCGACACUGACAGUGGCGUAGCCAGCCCGCAAGUUUGGUCCUACUAUGUUAAUUUUUCUGUCUUCACUCAGUGUAAAAACAAAAGAUUUCUAAAGAAAUGAGUAAUGUUAAUGACCUAAAAUUUACACAGCAGGACCAAAACUUGCGGGCUGGCUAACGCUACUGGACACUGAGUACGAAGAUGUGCCGAAUAUCUUGGCCUCGCUUGAAUUUUCCCGCCAGUCGGGGCACUCAAGUUUUCCCGUUCGCUUAAAAAAGGACAUUUGAUGUCCACGUCACAAAGCAUGCAGAGAUUCAAUUCAAGUUGAAACGAGUGUCAACUCCUCGCGUUUUCUAAGUAUUCCCUAUUGAAAAUGAUGGUGGAAUAUGUAUUAAUUCAGAUUUUUUUCAACAGCAGUUCACCGUAGCUAUUUAAGUUUGAUAGUUGCCUUUCAUUUAGUUUUUCCGUUUACAUGUGUCGAAUUGAUCUCGUUAAAAUUCUCGUUGAAUUAAGCCUCUGCAGUUUUGACGUGGGGUUUUGUCAGUGAAUUGCCUUUUGUAUAGCGUUUGACUUAUUGUUAUGUAAUUGAACCUUGAAGCUGGGCUUUUUUUUGCCAUCUUGACGCAGUGCAAAAUAUGUGGUGUGUUGCGCAUGCGUUGUUACAAUGUGGUAUUGUGCACGCACGCUAGAGUGAUUAGACGCGGGCGUCAAUCUACUCACAGCCACUAAUAAUAAAACUGUAUUAAGAAAGACUGGUUAAGAGUAUUUACAAACUUUUGUAUUUUGAAAAGUCGAUAAAAUUAAACAGAAUUUUAAUGCAUCAGCAAAA